GUUCCUGUGAUCUUUGACUACCACUACUCUAAUUCCAAAUGAACAUUCUACUUUUCCUUCACAGAUUACACUGUUGCAAAUGGAGCAUAACUUUGAUAUUAUGAAUCACGCCUCUCGUGCACUCACGUAUAUGAUGGAGGCGCUCCCCCGCUCCUCUGCUGUGGUGGUCGAUGCGAUCCCUGUCUUCCUGGAGAAGCUGCAGGUUAUCCAGUUCAUUGACGUAGCAGAGCAGGCCCUGACCGCCCUGGAGAUGUUGUCAAGGCGACACAGCAAAGCCAUUUUGCAGGCUGGGGGCCUCGCUGACUGCCUGCUGUACCUGGAGUUCUUCAGCAUCAACGCUCAGAGGAACGCCCUGGCCAUCGCAGCCAACUGCUGCCAGAGCAUCACUCCAGACGAGUUCCACUUUGUUGCUGAUUCUCUGCCACUGUUGACUCAGAGACUCACACACCAGGAUAAAAAAUCAGUCGAAAGCACUUGCCUCUGUUUCGCCAGACUGGUGGACAACUUUCAGCACGAGGAGAACCUUCUGCAGGAGGUGGCGUCCCGUGACCUGCUGACCAACAUCCAGCAGCUGCUGGUGGUGACGCCUCCGGUGCUCAGCUCGGGGAUGUUCAUCAUGGUGGUGCGCAUGUUCUCCCUGAUGUGCUCCAACUGCCCCUGCCUGGCCGUCCAGCUUAUGAAACAGAACAUAGCAGAAACUCUGCGUUUCCUCUUGUGUGGUGCAUCAAACGGCAGCUGCCAGGAGCAGAUUGAACUGGUACCCCGCAGCCCCCAGGAGCUCUACGAACUGACCUCCCUCAUAUGUGAGCUGAUGCCCUGCCUUCCCAGAGAGGGCAUCUUCGCGGUGGAUGUGAUGCUGAAGAAGGGCAGCGCUCAGACCACAGAGGGCGCUAUCUGGCAGUGGAGGGACGACCGCGGACUGUGGCAUCCCUACAACCGCAUCGACAGCCGAAUUAUUGAGACAGCACACCAGAACGGGGAGGAUGAGAUCAGCUUGUCAACCCUGGGCCGUGUGUACACAAUUGACUUUAACUCUAUGCAGCAGAUCAAUGAAGACACAGGAACAGCACGUGGUAUCCAGAGGAAACCCAAUCCUCUUGCCAACCCCAACACAGGGGGUCACCAGGAGGUUCGUCGAGAGGACGCACGAGCCCAGUUGAUGAAGGAUGACCCCGAGCUGGCAAAGUGCUUUAUCAAAACUCUGUUCGGGGUCCUGUACGAGGUGUACAGCUCGUCAGCCGGCCCUGCUGUCAGACACAAGUGCCUUAGAGCCAUCCUCAGGAUCAUCUUCUUUGCUGAUGCAGAGCUGCUGAAGGAUGUGCUGAGGAACCACUCUGUGUCCAGUCACAUCGCCUCCAUGCUGUCCAGCCAGGACUUGAAGAUUGUAGUGGGGUCUCUGCAGAUGGCUGAGAUCCUCAUGCAGAAGCUGCCUGAUGUCUUCAGUGUUUAUUUCAGGAGAGAAGGUGUGAUGCACCAGGUGAAGAACCUGUCCGAGUCUGAGAGCUUUCUAGUCACUAGUCCCCCAAAGGCUUGCCCCAGUGGUACUGCCAGUUUGUGCACGACCACCAUCAGCACUGCAUCCACUACAUCUGCUAACAAUGCAACUCCUGACCUGGGCUCGCCCAGCUUCCAGCACAGCAUGGACGACUCCCUGGACCUCAGCCCACAGGGGUGAGUGACGUCCUGAAGAGA
Messenger RNA from Notothenia coriiceps (black rockcod), 1692 nucleotides. RefSeq names its product thyroid hormone receptor interactor 12 (gene trip12). The coding region runs from base 80 to 1675 and encodes 531 amino acids. The transcript is spliced from 13 exons. Gene Ontology annotation, molecular function: ubiquitin protein ligase activity; zinc ion binding. Gene Ontology annotation, cellular component: nuclear speck. The record is from RefSeq and is a predicted model, not a curated record. NCBI's taxonomy places the organism in Eukaryota, Metazoa, Chordata, Actinopteri, Perciformes, Nototheniidae. Gene Ontology annotation, biological process: protein polyubiquitination; proteasome-mediated ubiquitin-dependent protein catabolic process; DNA damage response.